Messenger RNA from Liolophura sinensis, 3264 nucleotides. RefSeq names its product cAMP-dependent protein kinase regulatory subunit-like. Gene Ontology annotation, biological process: negative regulation of cAMP-dependent protein kinase activity. Bases 335 to 1600 code for a protein of 421 amino acids. Lineage: Eukaryota; Metazoa; Mollusca; Polyplacophora; Chitonida; Chitonidae. The transcript has 11 exons. Gene Ontology annotation, cellular component: cytosol; cAMP-dependent protein kinase complex. The record is from RefSeq and is a predicted model, not a curated record. Gene Ontology annotation, molecular function: cAMP-dependent protein kinase inhibitor activity; cAMP binding; protein kinase A catalytic subunit binding.
CCAAUCCUCCUGAGGGGGGAGAACAACCCUGCUUACUGGAAUGCCUGUUAGGGAGGGGUAGAGAGACCUCCACUGAUUGCCUCCCAAGUUAGUGUUCACCUCAGAGGAUUCUCUUACCCCCAGGAGCUCACCCCAGGAACUGACCAUCAGUUGUCCACAAUCUAACCUUACCACUGCUGUAGAGAAUGGUAGUGAGUACCUGCUUGACCCAGACAGCCCACUCCAGGAAAGGAUUACCCCACAGUUAUUGACGACUGCAGGUUUAACCCUGGAUGGGCAGUUCACUGCCAGGUAACAUAAGCCUGUAAACUCAAGCUCUCUGCACCUCACAACCAUGGGGAAUAAGUUACAGAAGCUGCUACGACGUGACCGUGAGACGGACGGGGAGGUCACAGACAGCAGCGCGGCAAAGACAAAAACAGACAGCAAGUCCACCGGGGGAGAGGUUGUUAGCAAUAAUGUGGAGGUGAUGAAAAUAGAGGAUUUAGAAGCGAGUGGUGAAAAGGUACCAGAGGAAGCUGACCCCACUAACACCACCUCAUCGGCCUCCACCCCCGCCCCCGCCCCGGACAGCGUGGCUGAGUCAGCCAAUGGGGGUACAGGGGUAGAUGGGGAACAGUCAACACUAGACGAUCAGGAACAGGCUAACAAGAAGCCAAAGACGUCCACGCCCCCCAGUGAUGACCGUGAGGAUGAGGUCUCGCCGACACCGCCACAGCCAGCCCGUGGGAAGAGGACGAGGAGAGGGGCAGUGAGCGCUGAGGUGUACAAUGAGGAAGAUGCUGCUGAUUACGUCAAGAAGGUUGUUCCGAAGGAUUACAAGACCAUGGCAGCCUUGUCCAAAGCCAUCGGUAAAAACGUCCUCUUCAGUCAUUUGGAUGACAAUGAGCGCAGUGACAUUUUUGAUGCGAUGUUCCCUGUUCAUCGACAUGCGGGUGAGGUGAUAAUUCAGCAGGGUGAUGAGGGUGACAACUUCUACGUGAUUGAUGUUGGGGAGGUUGAUAUCUAUGUGAAUGGUGAACUGGUGACUACACUCGGUGAGGGGGCAAGUUUUGGAGAGCUGGCUCUCAUCUAUGGAACCCCAAGAGCUGCCACAGUGAAGGCAAAAAGUGACGUGAAGCUUUGGGGAAUUGACAGGGACAGCUACAGACGAAUCUUGAUGGGAAGCACAAUACGGAAGAGGAAGAUGUAUGAGGAGUUCCUCAGUAAAGUCUCCAUACUGGAGAACCUAGACAAGUGGGAGAGGCUUACUGUGGCUGAUGCUUUAGAGGCUGUCCAGUUUGAGGAUGGAACAGAGAUCGUCAAACAGGGUGCCAAGGGAGAUGACUUCUUUGUGAUUCUGGAGGGUCAGGCUGAGGUGCUACAGCGGCGUUCUGACAAUGAAGAACCUGUUCAGGUCGGCAAACUUGGACCCUCAGACUACUUUGGUGAGAUUGCAUUGCUGCUGGACCGGCCUCGAGCGGCGACUGUGGUCUCUCGCGGCCCCCUGAAGUGUGUGAAGCUGGACCGGGCACGAUUUGAGCGUGUUCUGGGGCCGUGCUCAGACAUUCUGAAGCGGAACAUCUCCCAGUACAACAGCUUUGUGUCGCUGUCUGUGUGAGCUGCGGAUGCGUACCUCUCCCCCACAUGAUACUCUACGUGACACUGCUGUCGACUCUCCUGUACCCAGCCCCCAGACUCUUGGGGCUUGAGGGGAGUGGCAUGGCCGUCACAGGCAGAUCAAGACAUUUUAUCACUUUUCUCUAUGUAUUUCUGAAGUAACAUACCACAUGGGCCGUAACUCCUGUAACGUGACUAAAACCAUAUCAUGACUAGAGAGCAUUGCUCGACUUAGUUUGACUACCCUGCAACACCGAGGACCCGCAGCCCUGCUGUAGUCAGCUGUUUUUAGGCUUGCAUGUGUAGUCCUGUGUUUUAGUUUUAGUGUUUGGUUGGGCAGGGAAGUAGUGUGAAUAGUACCAGCAUUUUGCCUAUGUUUUAAGCUGGAGCUAGGAACCUGCCAGGCUUUUCGAGAGAAGUUAGCGUGAGCAGAGAGUGCUCAUGUGUAGUACAGCUAGUCAGCAAGCCAGCAAUCAGUUCUGUAGUUUGUGCAUGAGGUGGUGUCAAGAGGUAUGUCAGUGUGUGAACGUGUUCAUGUGAUACUCAGUUGCUCAAAUAUUACGUGGGAAUAAAUGAGAUUUACCCCCCCCCCCCCUCCCUGCAGUCAUCUCCUGAUUCCUCCCUGUGUUUCUCCCCAUCCCUCGUUGUCUUACCUUGUACUAGCAGAGCCACGGGGUUUUUUCUGGGUGAUUAAUGUUGUAAAUGUUGCCUUUAGAUAGAUUAGUGUGGAGGGUUUGGAUUACUUUGUAUACAGUCUUUGCCAUAAUACUGUACUUUGGUUUUGAGAUGGUCACUCAGCAACUGGUGUCACUGGGAUAUGGGAAUGACUCUCCCAUGCCUGACAAACCUCUAACUGCUGUAAAACGUAUUUGCAAAUAAUAUAUGGAAAUGGUAAUGGGCAUUACCUUGUAACCUGAUCAGUCAGGUAUAAGACGACUACAGCAAUGUUUUCAGCACAUGCAGUCUAUAGACCACAACAACGGCUAGUGACUGGAGGGAACCUUGUAUAUCAGACUUGAUGCUUUGUUCCAUAGGUUACCUCAGGUUGAAGAAAAGCCCUGAUCCAGCUACUGUCAAUUCAGGUCAGAGUGUGUUUAUCAAAACUGGGCUCUGUUGUUAAAAGAUGUACUGCUUUGUUUUGUAUAAGGUACUUCUGUAAUAAACAAAAACCAAAGCGAGAUUGUUAGAGAGUAAUUUUCAACAAAACCUAUGUUACUGACAUCAGCAUAUAAAUAAAUGUACAGUUGGACGAAAAUGAGUAUAAGUACAUAAUUGUAAUGAAAAGUCUGUCAGGUUUAGUAGAGGUAAUUUAUUCCUGUAGCUGAUGUGUGUACAGAUACACGAUGAGAGAGGAGGAACAUGGUGAAACUAGGACGAUGACCAGGUUUGUAGCGGUCAGUAGGCCUUGUAGCAAGGGUCUGUGGUCAGGUACCCGUGAGGAUGAGGUGAUCUGCAGAGCAAUCAUGAAAGCCUCUAACAAUUAUGUGCAUUAUUAAAUUAUAACCUGUUUUUAAUUGUACAAAUUCUCCUUUGUCCUCUGUGACAGUGUAUAGAGUUAUAUCCCCUUCAUGGUUAUAACCUGGUCGUGCCAGUCUAUCCCAGAUUAUUCACUGUGGUACUGGACUUAUGGUAACCUUAACUGUUUGGAGUAAACUGUCUGAUUCC